Messenger RNA from Bipolaris zeicola 26-R-13, 1614 nucleotides. RefSeq lists its product as uncharacterized. The record is from RefSeq and is a predicted model, not a curated record. Gene Ontology annotation, biological process: L-leucine catabolic process; ketone body biosynthetic process. Gene Ontology annotation, molecular function: hydroxymethylglutaryl-CoA lyase activity. The coding region runs from base 1 to 1614 and encodes 537 amino acids. The transcript has 4 exons. NCBI's taxonomy places the organism in Eukaryota, Fungi, Ascomycota, Dothideomycetes, Pleosporales, Pleosporaceae.
AUGGAGGUUGGACCACGGGAUGGCCUCCAGAACAUCAAACAGUUGGUACCCCAGGAAGUCAAGACCGAGUUGAUCCAGAGUCUCGCAGAAACUGGGUUGCAGGAAAUCGAGGCAACAUCGACUGCCGGCGCCGAUGAGAUUGUGGUUUUUGCAUCCGUCACCAAAGCCUUCAGCAGAGCAAAUCAAAAUUGUACGGUAGACGAGGCUGUCUCUCAGGCCAGAGUUGUAAUCAAGGAAGCACUUGCCUCUGGUAUCAAAGUCAGAAGCGCAAUUUCCUGUGUUUUCCCGGACCCAUUCUCGGGGCCUACGGCCCGUAAAGAUGUCCUGGAAGUAGUGCAACAAUUUCUUGAAAUGGGAUGCUACGAAGUCGGACUGGGAGAUAUGCUUGGUGUUGGAACGCCUAAGGACACGCAAAGUUUGCUUGAAGUCCUUCUCCAGGAGGUUCCUGCACAUAGACUUGCUGGGCAUUUUCAUGACACAUAUGGACAGGCUGUAGCGAAUUCGUACAAAUCCUAUGAGAUGGGCAUUCGGACCUUUGACAGCAGUGUUGCUGGCUUGGGUGGUUGUCCCUACGCUCCUGGAGCUCGAGGCAACGUUGUUACGGAGGACCUUAUUUACACCUUCGAAAAAGCCGGUGUGAAGGCUGGAGUGGAUCUUGAAAAAUUGGUCGAUGUUGGGCAGUGGAUUUCCAAACGCCUCGGCAUUCCGUAUGGAAGCAGAGCUGGUGCAGCAAUCGCUCCUAAGAGGACGCAGACUCAACGCUCUCCGCCACGAAAACAUUCUCCUACAGAGUCGAGCGUGCCAAGAUCGUGGCAGGUGGUGGAGGAUACAAGAGAGUACAGGAUUCCUCGUGCAGGAACAGCGAUGAAGAUCACCCUAACUCGCCCCAAAAAUGGCAACGCGAUGACAAGCACCAUGCUCACAAGCCUAAAGAAAUUCCUCAAGAACCUGCACAAAGAUCCGACAGUAUACCAUGUUGCACUUGAGUCGGAGGGUAAGUAUUUUUGCACAGGUAUGGAUCUGAGUGGAGGCACCAACACAACAGAUAUGACAGGGGAAUCAAAUUACUACGGAGAAGUGGCUGCUUUCUUUGAGGCUAUUGAUCAUGUACCACAAACCACCAUCGCAUUAGUUGACGGCCCGUGUUUUGGAGGUGGUGUUGGCUUAACUUUCGCAUGUGAUGUGCGCAUCGUUUCCCCGAAAGUCAGGUGGACGUUGAGUGAAGUAAAAAUUGGGGUCAGUCCAGCUGUUAUCUCCAAGUUCAUCCCGGAGGAGCUCUGGCGCGUAGGCGCAAUCCAUACUGUCACCGCAGAAAACGAGACUUCGGACGACGCACUCAAUAAGUAUCUGAACCAGCUUGCAAAGUGUGUGCCCCGGUCAGCAGCGGUCAACAAAAAGCUGACAAGAUAUGCGUGGGUCGCACCGGAGACUGAGUCGCACACUUCCCUCGUCAAAAAAGCAUUCCAUUGUAUGGUGGCUGAUGGUGGAGAAGGACAACACGGAAUGGAGCAAUUUCGUCUCAAGAAUAAGGAUAUAGACUGGCAGAAGUUCUGGAAUGGGUCAAGCCCAUUCAAAUAUCCAAUAUACGGCAAUCCAGGCGAUGGUUCAAGGUAG